Molecule: messenger RNA, 6396 nt
Organism: Aspergillus terreus NIH2624
Lineage: Eukaryota; Fungi; Ascomycota; Eurotiomycetes; Eurotiales; Aspergillaceae
Exons: 2
Coding region: 1-6396 (2131 amino acids)
Source: RefSeq, a predicted model, not a curated record
AUGCCCUCUCACACUCGAGAAGGUUCCCGCGACAGGGAACUCGUCCUCAGAAGUCAAUCAGUCCCCAUGUGGGAUAGUUCGGACCCUGAACGCGCACCCCCACCGCUACCUAUGAAUCCGGGAUCCGCAUCGACCAGCCCUGUAACGACCAGAGCCAAUGUAUCGCCCGGCAUCCAGGCCGUGGCCGCGAACUUUACCGAAAGGAAUCGCGACAUUGCGCCCAGCCCCUAUACGACGAACCCGAUGCCGCCCAAGUCAUCGCCGGAGAAGUCGCUGAUCAAAGGGCAAUUCCACAAGCGCAUGCAGUCGUUGCAGAACACCGAUACACGAUCCGAGUUCUUGAACUACCUGGAGAGCAAAUCGCCCGAACGCCCGAAGCGAGCAUCUAUCCUAGAGCCGCCCUCGAAACCAGAAGAAAAGAACCAGACUCGAUCCAACCCCACGCCAGAUAAUGGAGAUGCGGAGCGGGAUCUCCCCAAUCUCUACAUUUCCAACCGUUACCUGUCCAAGCCCAUUCUGGGCGAAAGUACGCCGCCAUCCGCCACCAUGCUAGCCCUUCAGAACAUGCAAUUGCCGCGCGAGAGCGACCCCCAUGCGAAAAGCCAGGACUCCGAUCCCUUUACAGGACCCUCGCCAUCCACCAACAACAGCUAUUGCUUCGAAUCCUUGUCCACCCAGAUACACAGCCUCACCGACAUUGCCAGCAACUUGCAACGUGAGAUGGCCCAGUUGAGUCGCCGCAGCAAAGACAACGCCACCGACCUCGUGAGUCUGAAGGCGGCCACCAACGCACGAGACGAAGAUAUCCGCAAAAGCCUCCGUGAGCUGUCAUCCAGUCUAGCGGCCAAGUUCCUAGAUCCUGAUGCUGCCACAAGGUGGGAUUUCGGUCCUCUUCUAGACUCUGAGAGUGGUAUUAACAACCAGGAACCGGAUAGUUCUCCGAGCUCAAGGAAGACAUAUCCCGCCGCCCGAAUGACCAGUCCUAACGCCUUUGCUGCUGCAAUGGAACGAGAACUCUGCGGCUCUCCCGCUCCAAUUUCGGACGGUUCCGCCAGUAUCGCCUUAUUGGAGAAGGUCCUUCGCGAGAUGGCAACCAAAGAGGGCCAGGAGAAGCUGGUCGAGUUGGUCGACGAGAUCAAAGCGAGACCCACGUCCGACACGUCCACGAAGGAGGUCGACACCAAAACCAUGAAAAUGCUGGAAGAGAUCCUCAACCUCGUGAAGGAGGAGUCGAAUAACAAGGCUUUGGUACGUUCACGAGGUGUUCCUAGUGCCAGUCAUCUACCCCCCAAGAAAGACAUGGACUUUAGUGCCUCCCGGACGAGAUCGCUCGACCCGGAACAAGCCUAUGCACCCGAUAUGGAAGUCAUGCACAACGGUCAGGGUAAAUCCGCUGAACGUUCCCUGGUGCACGCGGAUGGUCAGAUUUCGGACGAAAUGCUGUCGAUAAUGAAGCGCGUGAAGAACAGCGUGAUCGAGAGCGGCGGCAUGACAAAUGAGGUGAAAGCCCUCGUGCGAGAACUCCGCGGCGAGGUCUUGGGAAUGGGUCGGAACCUGGCUCGUCAGUUCGAGGAUCUCGGGGCUGCUCGCGCCAUUGAGGACAGCAAACCGCAGCCUCCUGGGAAGGAGGAAAUUUCGGCUAUUAUCGAGCAUAGUCUUUACGACCUCAGGAACCAGAUGCACGCGAUCAUUUCUGAAAACCGUCGCCAUUCGUCUGCGCUGUCUGAAUUUCGUGCCGCGAUGGAUACUGCUCAGAUCUAUUCAAUCGUCAAGCGAGCCGUUGACGAAAUUGAUGUGUCGCGGUUUCAUGCUGAGCCGCGUGGCGUUGAGAUGGAUAAGGAGGAAAUCCUCGAGACGGUCCGGGAGGCUUGGGAGACAUACAAACCUGAAAUUGAAUUGCAGAAUUUCGGUCUUGAACGGGAUGAGAUCCUGGAAUGUCUCUCGGAGGGGCUCAAGGCGUACCAGCCCCAGCACGAGCAAGCUGUGACCUACGAUCAAGUUCUUGCUGCCGUGCAGGCUGGCAUGCAACAGUUUGAACACCCACCGAGCAUCACCAAAGACGAAAUUAUCCACACCAUUCAAGAAUGCCUUCAGGACCACCAGCCAGCCCCUCGAUCGUUGGAGCCUGAACACUUGGGUGCGAUUCGGGAAGAAGUACUGCAGGCGGUCACCGAAUCAGUCACAUCUCAAAGUGCUCUCAGCCGGGAAACCGUUGACUCCGGGAUAGGCCGUGAAGAGAUCCUCAGUGCGGUAUCAGACAGCAUUGCGGCGCAUUUUUCUGCUGCCAAAGAUAUGGAGAAACCGCAUGUCACCCGGGAUGAAGUCGUUGAUGCGAUCAACGAUGCGUUCACAGCUCAACAAUCGGCGGUGAGCACCAAUGCGCAGCCGUCCAUUUCUCGGGAAGAGAUCUUGCAUGCCAUCGCAGAAGGACUCGAGCAGCAGAAUUCAAUCACUAGAGAGGUUGAGCUGAACAAGGACGACCUCAUGGAGGCUAUCUCAGCUGGUCUCCACGAAGCCACGACGUCGGCCAACCACAACAUUGGAGGUGAAGUUUUGGAGCGCCUCCAUGAGCAUCUUGAUAGCAUGAAAGAUGAACUGAGGCAAGCCUCUUCUGCGAACGAGAAAGACAUCGCGCACGUCUUGGACGCUGUCAAGGAUGGCAUUGCGGUUGUACGCCAAGAGCUGGAAAGCUACACUGCAAACAUCCCUGAAGCGUCAGGGAAACAUGAGAUUAUGGAUACCGUCAAAGAAGGGUUCCGCUUGCUCCAGGCUGACAUGGAGAAGACAAUCACUGAGACCGCUCUGUCCACCAACAGCCGUGGCAAUCCCGACACCCCCGAACUGCUUGAUGCUAUGGAGAAGGAAUUUGAGCACCUUCGAUCAACCCUCAGCGGUCUGCUACUCCGGAGCAAUACAUCAAGCGACAAGGACGAGAUCCUCGACGCCAUUCGUGACGUGUCGGAAAGUCAAAAGUCUAUGAAGACCGACGACAUCACUAGUAUCAUCAAGCAGGAGUUUGAAAAUCUCCGCGAAUCCAUGAGCAUGAGCCUCAUCCCUGCAGAACAGAAAACCGACAAGGAUGAUAUCAUCUCAGCUAUCCGCGAGAACCUGGAGUCGUUCCGUGAAGAAAGCACCCAUCCCAGGGAUGGAGGUGAAAGCGUCUUCUCUGCCACUGGCGAGCUCCUUGAUGCCUUCACUGAUGGUGUUGGAACGAUUCGGGAUGAUCUAGCAAAGCUUCUGGAACAGACGACCGAGAAUAAUCAUUUCGAGCUUUUGGAAAGCCUCAAGGAGGGGCUCAACAGCUUGAAGGCUGACGUAGAAAUGCUUCGUCAGUCCCAGAAGGACACAGAAGAAGGCGAGACAACCCGGGGUGGAGAGCUUAUGCUCGCAAACGAGUCGACCAUCAGCAGCGACAUCGAAGGGUUGAAGGCCCUUAUUACCCAGCUUCAAGCCAAAGUUGAGGCUAUCGAGUCCACCCCUCGGGCCGCAGAACCGUCCGAGGAUGCUCUCAAAAAGGAGCACCUGGACGAAGUGCUGGCUGGUCUACGCGAACUGCAGGGCUCCGUCACAGGCAUGAUAGCCCGUGAUGCUCCCACGGAUGAGACGACGGCCAAGAAGGAGGAUACUGAUGCGAUCGAAACUCUUCUCCGCAACACGAAGUCCCAACUCGACCAGAUGACCUUCCCUCCGGCCGACGAAAUCGCAAAGGCGGACCAGAUUGGUACUCUAGAGGUUCUUGUUAUGGAAACGAAAGAAGCUCUGUCCCAGUUGUCUACCCGUCUGGAGUCCGAAGGCCCUACGAAGGCCGACAUCGGUACCUUGGAAACGCUGAUGAAAGAUAUGUGGAUUGCACUUGAUGAAUCAAAGAGCAAAGGAACCGAAGAGGAGACGGAAGCGGAGAAGCUGGUCAAGUCUGAUCUGCAGACGGUGGAGGCCAUGAUCUUCGAGGUCAAGACCCAGGUGGAAGAGCUCAAGAUUCCUGACCCGGAAACCCUACCGACAAAGACCGAGAUACAGGAUCUGACCGCCCUAGUGGCGGAAUUCAAGGAGAAGACUGAGGCUGAAAAUGAGCUGACUGCUCAAGGCUUCGAGGCACGAAAGGUCGAACAUGCUGGUCUCCAUGAGAAGAUCGAGGAGGCUCGGGCCGUUGUCGAAGGGCUUGGGGAUGAGCUGAAGAGCAAGCUUGAUGGAAGCAAUGAGGGCCUUUCUGAACUGAAGCAGCUCCUUGAAGGCCUGGCUGUAUCUGCCGAAAGUUUCACGACCGUUGAGAACAUCAACGAACUCACGGAACUCAUUAACCGCGAGUUUGAGCGUGCACGGGGAGAGCAGGAUGCCGCAAAAUUGGAAAACGAGGAGCGCGACGCUGCGGCUCUUGUUAAGCAGGACGAGACACGGGCAGCUAUUAUUGUCGAACUGGGAUCCAAAAUUGACGAGAAGCUUGGUGAAGUGAUGUCCAAGUAUGACGAAGUCCAGGCUGCAAUCGACUCGAAGUUCUCGGAAACUGUGGAGAGAGACAACGCUCAUCUGGAAGCAGUCACGGACACCAAGAGCCUCGCAGAGGACAUCAAGCUGGUCAUUGGCUCCAUGGGCAACAGUGUCAACGAGGCCUGUGAACGGAUCAGUGUCGACACCAAGACAUUCUUUGAAAAGGUUGAUGUGUCAUACAACAAGAUGGAGGAGAUGCAUAAUGAAGUCAAGACACAGCAAGAGCAAGCCCGAUCUGACCUUGAGCGCGCUGCUGCUGCGACUACGCGUGUCGAGAGUCAGCUGCACGAGUUUCACCCCCAGGUCCUGGAGUCUAUUCAAAAGAUCCUUACUAUCGUCGGCGAACACUAUGACCAUGCGCAGCAGUCCUCUCGAGAUCUUAAGAUGGACUUGUCUGCCCUUCCAUCGACUAUCCCCCAAAUGCUGCCUGCCCUACCACCCCCGGAGUCGGACAAGUACGACGACAGCCAGGUCCAGGAAAAACUCAACAACCUUCUGGAUCACGCUAAGGACAGUAAAGUGCAAGAAGCGUUGAAUAUCCUGGUGGAACGUGUCACCAACGACCAGGUCCAUGAGAAGCUUGAUCAGUUGUUGAGCCACACUACGAGUACGAAUGGAGAGAUCUACGACAAGCUGAAUCAGCUGCUCGACCAUGCUACCAACAACAACAGCCCUGUUCAUGACAAGCUCGACACGCUCAUCGACCACGCGAAGAAUGCAGACCAAUCCGUUACGCAAAUGAUGAAGCUGGACGAGAUGCACAAAGAUAUCAUGGAGACAUCUCGCAAGAUGAAUGAGAUGUUUGCCGCUCAAACGGCCCUUGUUGCAGAGGAGAACGACCGCAAACGCAAGGAGGCGGAAGAGGCCGCAAUCGCUCUGGAGCGGAGAAAUGCGCAGAGAGAUCAGGUCGAGGCCGAGAUUGUCAGUCUCAAGGAGGAGAAAGACUCUCUGCUGAAGAUGAUCCACAACCUCAAAUCCGAGAAGGAAGACCUCGUCAAGCAGAACACGAAACUCAGCAAGGAGCUUUCCGGAUUGGAGAUGGCUCUUGAGCUCCGACAGGAGGAAAUGCAGGUCAUGGAGGACCGUGCCGACAGUUUGGAGAAGCGUAUCUUGGAAGGUGUUCUUGACCACGCUCGCAGUGUUCUUCUCAGCCGACCCAGCGGCUUGCAGGGAUUGAACAUGAAAAAGGCGCGAGGCCGCCCCCGCGGACCCAGCAAUACCAGCAAUGCCAGCACGGCAAAGGACUCCCGUAGCAUUCUUGGCAGCAGUGUUGGAAUGGCACUGAGGAAGCGGUCGCAGGUUCCAUCCCAGCCCAACAUUGGCACGCCAGCCAACGUGGGCAAGGAACGGCGGAUUCUUAGUCUCAGCCAUGUGACGGGUAACCGAGGUGUGACCGAUCGGCAAACGAGUCACACCAGUGGGUUUGCCAGUCUCAAGCGGAGUCACUCAGUAAAGUCCAACUUCUCUGCACGCAAGGCAUCCUGGGGCGGUCGCAGCUCUGUUGCCAACAAGGAGAACGAAGCCUUUCCCGAAGAGGAUGAACAUCAGAGCGGGGAUGAGAGCGACGCUGGUACGGAGCGACGGACAAGCUACACGGGCACCUAUGCCGAUAGCAUGGUGUACGGGACGGGCAGUGUGGUCUCCACAGAUCGACGAGUGAGCGGCGUUAGCGGUGUCAGCUCCACCACCGCACCACGCUCGGUAUCAGGUACCCAGGACGGUCGUGAGGAGGAAGAGCAUGAGGAUGGGGCGUCCGAGUCGGAAUCGUCUGAGUUCGACGAUGCAGAGACGACCAAGGCGGCCGAACCGGAGGAUCAGUUACAGCUCGAUGAAGACCAGUCGAAAAUGGUCCUCUACGGGCAGCAUAGCGACAGCGGACUUGGGGCGGAGGUCAUGAGUGCAGUUGAUUAG